Molecule: messenger RNA, 6573 nt
Organism: Penicilliopsis zonata CBS 506.65
Lineage: Eukaryota; Fungi; Ascomycota; Eurotiomycetes; Eurotiales; Aspergillaceae
Exons: 4
Coding region: 241-6507 (2088 amino acids)
Biological process (GO): long-chain fatty acid biosynthetic process
Cellular component (GO): fatty acid synthase complex
Molecular function (GO): enoyl-[acyl-carrier-protein] reductase (NADH) activity; fatty acid synthase activity; [acyl-carrier-protein] S-malonyltransferase activity
Source: RefSeq, a predicted model, not a curated record
GGGGCCGCCCCUUGCAGCGGCUCGGGCGGAGACGCGGUCUGAGAUCGUGUUAGGGUUGUUCAGAUGUGUUAAUUGUUGAAGGUGGUAGGGUUAGCGCUUUAAAUACAGAAAUGGCAGCGUGGAUGUUGCAGUUACGUGGUAGCCUGAAGCCCAAUGUUGAUCUCGACGGUUGAUCUCCCCCCCGCGCGGGCCUUGUCGUCCUCGUCGUCGAGCUCGUCCUGGUGUCGGCCAGAGCAGUUCAUGUCGGCGUCUGCCUCGGCCACCAACCCGUCGACCUGCCAGAUCCUCACCAUCACCUGCGGCCGCUGGGAGCAGUCGCUGUCCGUGACGAGCGCCUCGUUCCCCGCGGCGCUGCAGCUGCGCGAUGACUUUCUCCACGAUCUCCAGAAAUCCGGGGGCGGGGGCGGGGAUCCCGCCGCCCUGUCGUCGCUGGUGGAAUUCUGGGCCCGCUUCAUCGGCUUCACCGUGCACCGCCUGGAGCAGGAGCCGACGGGCCUCAAGGACGAGCUGCGCCUGCUGCUGACCAUCGCCAUGGAGACCUUCGACCGCGACGUGCUGCAGGGGCGCGAGAUCCACGGCGUCGUCCACGCCCUCGAGGAGACCGCCGCCGAGGCCAAGUCCGCCAUCCUCGCCGCGUACGUGCGGGCGCGCCAUGCCCUGCGCCGGGUGAGCCGCCCCCCGGCGGGCUCGGCGCUGCUGGCGGCGGCGCAGGAGCGCAAGGCGCGCCUGUACACCGUCUUCGGCGGGCAGGGCAACGACGAGCGCUACUUUGACGAGCUGCGCACGCUGUGGCAGACGUACCGGCCGCUGGUCGAGGAGCUGAUCCUGGCGGCGUCGAGCAUGCUGCAGCGCGAGGCCCUCGAGACGGAGACCAGCCGCUUCUACCACGGCGGCAUGGACGUGCUGGCCUGGCUGGAGCACCCGGAGCGCACCCCGGAGACCGCCUAUCUGGUCGGCGCCCCCGUCAGCAUGCCGCUGAUCGGCCUGCUGCAGCUGGCCUGGUACCGCGUCGUCGGCCGCAUCGUCGACGCCACGCCGGCGCAGCUGCAGGCGGCGCUGGCGGGCACGACGGGCCAUUCGCAGGGCAUCAUCGCCGCGGCCGUCACGGCUGUCGCGCAGUCGUGGACGCAGUUCGACACCCUCGCCCUCGAGGCGCUGCGGCUGCUGCUGGCCAUCGGCGCCGCCAGCCAGGACCACUUCGCCGUCGCGCAGCUGCCGCCCGCCAUCGUCGCCGACGCCGACGCCCACGCCGAGGGCUUCCCGGGGCCCAUGUUGAGCGUCGCCGACUGCCCGCUGGCGCAGCUGCGCGCAUACGUCGCCGAGGUCAACGGCCACCUGCCCGCCGACGCCCGCAUCGAGAUCGCGCUCAUCAACAGCCCGACCAACACCGUGCUGGCGGGCCCGCCGCUGUCGCUGCACGGCUUCAACGUCUGGCUGCGCGCCGUCAAGGCGCCCGCCAAGGGCGCCCAGCACCGCAUCCCCUUCUCGCAGCGCAAGCCCGAGAUCCACAACCGCUUCCUCCCCAUCACCGCCGCCUUCCACAGCAGCUACCUGGCCGACGUGGCGGCCGACGUGCUGCAGCGCGUGUCCGGCUUCACCAUCACCGGCGACCAGCUGCGCAUCCCCGUCUUCUGCACCCGCUCCGGCGCCGACCUGCGCCUGCGCGGCGCCGCCAACCUGGUGCCCGACCUGGUGGCCAUGAUCACCGCGCAGGAGCUGGUCUGGCCCAAGGCCACCCACUUCCCGGCCGCCUCGCACAUCCUCGACUUCGGCCCCGGCGGCAGCUCGGGCAUCGGAUCCCUCACCAACCGCCUCAAGGAGGGCACCGGCGUGCGCACCAUCCUGGCCACCCUCUCCCACGGGCCGCUCGCCGAGCUGGGCGACCGCAGCGAGAUCUUCGACUGGAACCGCGGGCCCCGGGGCCUCACCUACGGCCCCGUCUGGAGCGAGCAGUACCGUCCGCGGCUGGUGCACAUCGCCGGGGGCCCGACGCUCGUCGACACCAAGCUCAGCCGGCUGCUGGGCCUGCCGCCGGUCAUUGUCGCCGGCAUGACGCCCACGACGGCCGCCUGGGACUUCUGCGCCGCCGUGAUGCGCGCGGGCUAUCACGUCGAGCUGGCGCUGGGCGGGUUCUACCAGGCCGCCCAGCUGGAGACCGCGAUCCACCAGCUGCUGGCGGCCGUGCCCGCGGGUCGCGGCAUCACCUGCAAUCUGAUCUACGCCGCUCCCAGCGCCGUGAAAUGGCAGAUCCCGCUGCUCGCCAAGCUGCGCGCCUCGGGCGUGCCCAUCGAGGGCCUCACCGUCGGCGCGGGCGUGCCCUCGCCCGAGGUGGCCUCCCGGUACAUCCAGGAGCUGGAACUCCGGCACAUCGGCUUCAAACCGGGGUCUCUGCCUGCCAUCCACCAGGUGCUGGAGAUUGCUCGCGCCCAUCCGGAGGUCCCCAUCGUGCUGCAGUGGACGGGCGGCCGUGGCGGCGGCCACCACUCGUACGAGGACUUCCACCAGCCCAUCCUGCAGUCCUACAACGCCAUCCGCCGCUGCGAGAACGUCAUCCUGGUCGCCGGCAGUGGCUUCGGCGGCGCCGACGACACGUACCCGUACCUGACGGGCGAGUGGGCGCGCCGGUACAACCGCCCGGCGAUGCCGUUUGACGGCAUCCUGCUGGGCAGUCGCAUGAUGGCUGCCAGGGAGGCGCACACCAGUCCGGCGGCCAAACAGGCCAUUGUCGACACUCCGGGCGUGGACAACGAGGCCGACUGGGAGCAGACCUACACGAAGCCCGCGGGGGGCAUCGUCACCGUCACCUCCGAGAUGGGCGAACCCAUCCACCAGCUGGCGACACGCGGCGCCCUGCUAUGGUCCGAACUGGACCGGACUAUCUUCCGCCUCGACCGCAGCAAACGGGUCGCGCAGCUGCAGAAACAGCGCGACUCGCUCAUCCAGCGUCUCAACGCCGACUCCCACCGGGUCUGGUUCGGCCGGGACUCCCACGGCGCCGUCGUCGACCUCGAGGAGAUGACCUACGCCGAGGUGCUGCGCCGCUUCGUGGAAUUGACGUACGUCUCGGCGGAAGGCCGCUGGAUCGACGGCUCGUACCAGCAGUUCCUAUUCGACUUUCUGCAGCGCGUGCAGGCGCGCAUCGACACCAUCGACACCGUCGACACCAUCGACAGCAUCGACGCCCUCCGGGAGCCCGUGGCGGCGUUGGAGGCCGUCUUCAAGACGCUGCCGCUCGCCGAGGAGCAGCUCAUCGGCACGCAGGAUGCGCAGUUCUUCCUGCAUCUGUGCCAGCGGCGCGGCCAGAAACCGGUGCCCUUUGUGCCCGUGCUGGACGACAACUUCGAGGUCUACUUCAAGAAGGACUCGCUGUGGCAGUCGGAAGACGUCGCCGCCGUCGUCGACGGCGAUGUCGGCCGGCUGUGUAUCCUGCACGGCCCCGUGGCGGCGCGCCAUACGACCGUCGCGGACGAGCCCGCGGGCGACAUCCUCGACGGCAUCCACCAGGGCCUCAUCCAGCGUCUGCAGCAGCAGGACCCGGACUACCAGCAGGACGGCGUGCCGAUUGUCGACUGCUUCAGCCGCGAGACCGCCCUUCCCGACUGGCGGUUGGCAGAAGCCGGCAUCCACUGCGUGCCCGUCGGCAACACCGGGGCGGUCCUGUAUGAAGCCGUCCGCACCGGCAGCUCCGCCUCGCCCAGCCAGUGGAUGGCGGCGCUCGGGGGCUCGCAGGGCGGAUGGCGGCAGGCCUUCUUCUCGACGCCGGUGAUUGUGCAGGGGCGCGCCAUGAGCGAGAACCCGUUGCGCCGGCUGUUCCAGCCGACGCGCAGCUCGUACGUGAUGGUGGUGCCCAAGGGUCCGCAGGGCGAGCCGAUCAUCACGCUGUUCGAACACCGGGCGCACUCGCCGCCGGUGAAGGUGGUCGAGGUGCGCGUGGACGAGCCGGAGGUUAUCACGCUGGAGAUCAUCAACCACCGCAACGCCGGCACGCCCGGGGCGGCCGACGCGGUGACGGGCCUGCAGCUCAAGUUCCAGCACCGGCGCGAGGCCGUGUAUGCGCCCAUCCACGAGCUCAUGGAGGGCCGCAACGAGCGGGUCAAGGCGUUCUACUACCGGGUGUGGUUCCCCGGCGAGCCGCCGGCGCAGUGGCCGUCGGUGCACGACACGUUCCGCGAGUCGCAGUUUGAGGUGACGGCGGACUCGAUCGCGGAGUUUGCGCAGUGCGUGCAGAACGCCAGCGACGCGGCCAGCAAGCGGCGCGGCAAGCCGAUGGCGGCGCCGCUGGACUUUGGCGUCGUGAUCGGGUGGGAGGCGCUGAUGAAGCCGCUGUUCUCGCGCGAGCUGGACGUCGACCUGCUCACGCUGGUGCAUCUCACCAACGGCUUCCGCAUGCCGCCCGACGCGCAGCCCAUCCAGGUCGGCUGCGUGCUCGAGACCACCUCGCGCAUCCAGGCCAUCUCCGUCGACGAGGCCGGCAAGCUGGUCGAGGUGCGCGCCCUGGUCCACCACCAGGGCAAGGUCGUGCUGGAGCUGAGCAGCCGCUUCCUCUACCGCGGCGGCCGCCACGUCGACUGGGAGAACAUGUUCCGCCGCGUCGACGAGGAGGAGAUGGAGCUGACCAUCGCCAGCCCGAUCGACGUCGCCCUGCUGCUGUCCAAGCCCUGGUUCCGCCUGCUCGACCCGGCCCUCGAUCUGCAGAACCAGACCCUGGUCUUUGUCCUGCACUCCACCUACCGCUACGCCAGCCGCGACUCCUUCCACGCCGUCACCACCGUCGGCGACGUGCGCCUCAACUCCUCGCUGCCCGGGGGGUCGCGGCCCAUCGCGACGGUGUCUUUUACGGCCGACACCAACUGCCGCGGCAACCCCGUCAUGGACUAUCUACAGCGGCACGGCAGCACCGUCCAGAAGCGACGCAUGUUCGACCGUCCCAUCCCCCUGCCGAGCGACUCCCACAGCGCCAUGAUCCUCACCAUGCCGCCCUCCAACGAGGCCUACGCCCACGUCUCCUGGGACUUCAACCCCAUCCACGUCUCCGCCUCGCUGUCGCGCUACGCCGACCUGCCGGGCCUCAUCACCCACGGCAUGUACACCUCGGCGCGCGUGCGCGGUCUCGUCGAGCAUUACAUCUGCGGUUCGGCCAUUGGCGGCUUCCGCAGCUUCCACUGCUCCUUCACCAGCAUGGUGCUCCCCGGCGACGAGAUCGAGGUCGUCUUCCAGCAUACCGGCAUGGUUGCCGGCCGCAAGAUCGUCGCCGUCGAGGCCAAACACGUCGGCCGCGGCGAGACGGUGCUCCGGGGGGAGGCCGAGAUCGAGCCCGAAGAGACCGCCUUUUUGUUUACCGGCCAGGGCAGCCAGCAGAAGGGCAUGGGCAUGCAGCUGUAUGCCCAGAGCAAGGCUGCCCAGCAGGUCUGGGACUAUGCCGACGCUUACUUUUCAGACAAUUACGGCUUCCGCAUCACCGAUAUUGUGCGCAACGACCCAACCGAGCUGACCGUCCACUUUGGCGGCCCCCGCGGCCGUCAUAUCCGCGACAAAUACCGCAGCAUGAAGCGCGAGAGCGUGGCGGCGGACGGCAGCAUCCAGCUGCUGCCGCUGUUCCCGGACAUCGACGAGGAGACCGAGUUCCACACGUACUCGGCGCCGCAGGGCCUGCUGUCGGCCACGCAGUUCACGCAGCCCGCCCUGACGCUGAUGGAGCUCGCCAUCUUCGCCGAUCUGCAGGCCCGCGGCCUCAUCUCGGAGCGCAGCUCGUACGCCGGCCACUCGCUCGGCGAGUAUUCCGCCCUCGGCGCCGUCGGCAAGAUCUUCAGCGUCGAGUCGCUCGUCCAGGUCGUCUUCUAUCGCGGCCUGUUGAUGCAGUUCGCCGUCGACCGCGACUCCGCCGGCAACUCCGACUACCGCAUGUGUGCCGUCGAUCCCAGCCGUGUCGCCAAGGGCUUCGGCCAGGACGCUCUCCAGCUGGUGGUCAACACCGUCGCCGCGCAGACCGGCCAGUUGCUCGAGGUCGUCAACUUUAAUGUCUUGGGUUUGCAAUAUGUUUGUGCCGGACAGAUAUACGCCCUCCACUGUCUUACCGGCGUGCUCAACCAGAUCAAUGCCCAUCCGGUGAUAUCCCCCGAGCAGCUCGUCGCCCUGGUCAAGGCGCAGGUCGCCCAGAUGAAGCCUGUCCGCACGCUGGCCCGUGGCUGCGCAACCAUCCCCCUGCGCGGCAUCGACGUGCCCUUCCAUUCCUCGUCGCUGCUGCCCGGCGUGGCUGGCUUCCGCCGCUGUCUGCUUGAUCUGAUCGACAGCCAUGCCCUGGAUCCCAAGUGCCUCGUGGGCAAGUACAUCCCCAACCUGACGGCCCGGCCGUUCGAAUUGAGCAAGGAGUACUUUGAGCUCGUUCACGGGGUCACCGGCUCUGUCGCUCUUGACGGUGUUCUCCAAGAGUGGGAUGCCUAUGUUGAUCCAGCGGGUAACGGCCUCCAGAAGAUUGAGGCUACGAUUCAGGCGAUGAAAGUGUUUUGAUUAUGCGAGUUAUAGACUUGAUUUCUCACAUAGACUGGUUAUAGAUAUAUAUCAUUUGAGGCUGAU